CGGAACCAGAACAAGAACCAGAAGCAGAAGCUCACAGGGCACAGUCCAAAUCAAAUACCUCAGCAGGAAGUGUGAAAAGAAAGCAGCUGUUUGAGGUCAAACAAGUACCAGAGGAUUUGCCUGAGCUCCUUAUCACAGAUGAAGAUCUAACAGCCAACCAAGUACAAGUGGAAUUACCAGAGAUCAUUAUCACAGAUGAUGAGGAUCUUACAGUCAGCCAUGUGCCAAUGGUUUUGCCAGAGAUUGUUAUCACUCAUGAUGAUCUUCCCGGUAAGCCCAAGGUCUCUGCAAAGCAGGGGCAGCCGUCUGCAAAGGGAUGCAAUGUUAACCAGGUAGCUGAGGGUUCUGGUGUUAACAAUAGCGUACAGGAGCUUCCAGGGGAGCCUGGUACCUCUGAAGGAGGGAGAGUGAAAAGAGCUUUGAAAAGAAGACAUCUUGGCCAACCUCAUCAGUCAGAAGGAGUUCCUCCCGUGAAGAAAUCAAAAAAACAGGAACAUGAGGAAUCGGAACUUGCUGGUGAUGCUGUGCAACAGCGGCCUGACCAAGCCCAGGUGCUCAUAUUUGCAAAGGAGCUAAUGGAAGCUGGUGAACGUCUAACUCAGUUGAGCCACAAGAUAACAGAAAAUGAAAAGAGCAUCACAGAGAAGCAGAAAAUUGUCACGAGGUUCAAGCAGUACCAAUCAUGCAUAACAGAAUUUCUGGAAGGAGAUGUCAGAAGAUACAAUCUGCCUGGCAUGGCUGACUUUCUGAAAGAUAUUAAAAAUGAACUGAUGUAUCCCUAUAGCAAAACUACAUUUGCCACACAGUGGGGAGGUGGUAGGACACUAAACUCUGAUACACAAACUGAUUCUGAUUCUGUACAAUCUACAGAAACAGAAGCAGAAACUCUCCCUGAAACACAGAACACUGUUGAUUCAGUUGUGAGUUACCACUCAGACACUGAUGAUGGUGAAGGUGGGGAUGUGUACUUAGAGCCUAUCAGGAAUUGGGAAAGGCUCAACAACCGCUACAGAGCCCGGUGA
Molecule: messenger RNA, 1022 nt
Organism: Hemicordylus capensis (graceful crag lizard)
Lineage: Eukaryota; Metazoa; Chordata; Lepidosauria; Squamata; Cordylidae
Exons: 11
Coding region: 228-1022 (264 amino acids)
Source: RefSeq, a predicted model, not a curated record